Messenger RNA from Chelonia mydas (Green sea turtle), 2321 nucleotides. RefSeq names its product transmembrane p24 trafficking protein 9 (gene TMED9). NCBI's taxonomy places the organism in Eukaryota, Metazoa, Chordata, Testudines, Cheloniidae. Gene Ontology annotation, cellular component: endoplasmic reticulum; Golgi apparatus; COPII-coated ER to Golgi transport vesicle. The record is from RefSeq and is a predicted model, not a curated record. The transcript has 5 exons. Gene Ontology annotation, biological process: Golgi organization; endoplasmic reticulum to Golgi vesicle-mediated transport; COPI coating of Golgi vesicle. The coding region runs from base 171 to 839 and encodes 222 amino acids.
GCGGCGCUGAGUGCGCAGGGGCUGCCGGGAGUUGUAGUCCCGUCCCGUGAGCUGCGCGCGGCCUGACGUGGCGUUUGGUGGGACGCGGCGCUGAGUGCGCAGGGGCUGCCGGGAGUUGUAGUCUCGUCCCGUGGGCUGCGCGCGGCCUGACGUGGCGUUCGGCGGGGAAGAUGGCGGCUCCCGGCGGACCGGUGGGCCUGGGCCUGCUGCUGCUCGCUGGCGCCGUGUCCCGCGGUUUCGGCCUCUACUUCCACCUGGGCGAGACCGAGCGCCGCUGCUUCAUUGAGGAGAUCCCGGACGAGACCAUGGUGAUAGGGAAUUACCGUACCCAGCUAUAUGAUAAGCAACGGGAGGAUUACAUGCCUGCCACACCUGGGCUUGGUAUGUUCGUGGAGGUGAAGGACCCUGAUGAUAAGGUCAUCCUGUCGAGGCAGUACGGCUCUGAGGGCAGAUUCACCUUCACCUCGCACACUCCUGGAGAGCAUCAGAUCUGCCUGCAUUCUAACUCCACCAAAUUCUCCCUCUUUGCAGGGGGUAUGCUGAGGGUUCACCUGGAUAUCCAGGUGGGGGAACAUGCGAAUGACUAUGCUGAGAUCGCUGCCAAGGACAAGCUGAGUGAGCUGCAGCUCCGGGUGCGGCAGCUCAUUGAGCAGGUGGAGCAAAUCCAGAAGGAGCAGAACUACCAGCGGUGGCGAGAGGAGCGGUUCCGCCAGACCAGUGAGAGCACCAACCAGCGGGUUCUCUGGUGGUCCAUUGUCCAGACCCUCAUUCUUGUUGCCAUUGGUGUAUGGCAGAUGAGGCACCUCAAGAGUUUCUUUGAAGCCAAGAAACUGGUAUAAAGAGGGCACACAGCAUGAGCAAACAGCCCUCUCUUAACAGAGCCAAAUAUCUGAGUUUCAGCAGCUUGGACUGGUCACGCCCACCUUCCCCCAACUGUCCAGCUGACUGGGCUAAGUGUCACCUGCCUCCACCACUUCCCUCACUUCUAGUUUGGGUGGGAUUUCCUUGUAUUGGUUUGUUAUGGUGUUUCGGUCACUCGCAUUCAAUCUGUGGUGCUUACAUGGCUCCAUUGGUGUACUAUCUGAGAGCCUCAGAGUCUUUAAUACAUUUAUCCUCAGCACCCCUGGGAGGCAGGCGUGGCUGCUAUUGUCAUGUUACAGAUGGGAACUGAGCCCCAGAGACUAAGUUACUUGCCUCAGGUUCUGCACAAAGUUUCUGGCAGAGCAGGAACUUGAAUCCAAGUCUCAGGCUAGCACCCUAACUACUAGACCGUCUUUCCUGGGAAUAAGGGGGUAGAGUGUUUAUCCUGCAUGGAUUCCUCUGAGGCACACUAACCUUCUCCAGGAGGUCUGGGCCUUCCUUCCUCUGAGUGGCAUUUGAACUCUCUGGGAAUGUAGGUGGAGUCUGUCUGUCUGCCUGCCUGUGGAUUUCCUCCUGUCCUAAGGCUCACCCCCUACAAUGAGCUGUGCUCCCCUUUCCAAGAAGGCUGGAAUCCUCAUCCCUUCAACGAGAACCACAAGUAUUUUCUUCCAGCCAAGAAGCUGAUAUAAAGGGAGGCAGAAGCUUGAGCAAAAGCUCCCUUGUACACAGAACCUUCAGCCAGGUGCUGAAAUCUGCAUGACUGUGUCCUGAACUGGCUGCUCUAUGCUGCCAUUGGAUCACCCCAGAGAGGACAGAACUGAUUGUGAUGGCAUGGGGGGCUCUGCACUACCACGCCACCCUGAGGCUCCUGGUCUGUCCCAGCACUGAGUGUGUAUUAAUCUGUGUAAAAUGCAUAAUGUGAAGGGACUGUACAGGGGUUGGAACUAGCUGCCUUGGGGCUGAGGCAACAGCGCUGUGUAUCUGCUGUGGGUAUUUCCAAGGUGCUGAUCACUGUGGAAUAGGAGGACUGUGGGAUUAGAACCCCACAAGUUUCUGUGCAGGGAUGGCUGCAUAUUUUAGUGUAGUAUUUGUUUUCCUAUUUUGUUAGCAGGGAUCUGGGCACACAAGGCAAAGCUGUCCUAUCUUCCCACUUCAACGGUCAUUCCUUUUCUAGGUGGUGUAAGUGUGCCACUUAGCACCAUUCUCUGCUGCUCCUAGGGGAAUGGUGAGGGGUCAAACCCAGCUUCCUGUUCCGCAGCGCGGCAGCCAGCUUUCCCCUUCCACGGGGCUGCGGGGCAUCCCUGGCCCCAGCGCGGUGCGUGUGCAGCAGUGAAGUAGAUGGGUUGGUGCAUCCUUUCUCUGCACAGCGGGGAGGCAAAGGGGGUGUUGCGUCACUUGCUUACUGACUUUUGAGUACUUUGUCUUGUAUCAUGGAUUCUUAAUAAAGAGCGCUCUGAGGA